Molecule: messenger RNA, 2631 nt
Organism: Xyrauchen texanus (razorback sucker)
Lineage: Eukaryota; Metazoa; Chordata; Actinopteri; Cypriniformes; Catostomidae
Gene: sirt7
Product: sirtuin 7
Exons: 10
Coding region: 1-1215 (404 amino acids)
Molecular function (GO): NAD+ binding
Source: RefSeq, a predicted model, not a curated record
AUGGAAGCGCACACAGACAGCGGCUGCUCUGCGCGAGCGGAGAGAAAAGCGCAAGAAAAAGCGAAAAUAAUUCAGCGCGAGGCCCAGAGACAAACAGUAAAGACGAUCUCCAAGGUCCUACAGAAGUGUGAGGAUGAGCGGACGCAGGAGGAGCGUGCACUGCUGCAGCUGCAUCAGGACACCGUACAGGAGCUGAACAGACGACAGAUGCGCACAUACCUGCUCAAGAGAAAACAAGAGGAGGUGUUUGAUGAUGUUCAGAAUCUGAAGACUAAAGUGAAGCAGCUGGCAGGGGCAAUACAGCAGGCCAAGCAUGUUGUCAUCUACACUGGAGCAGGAAUCAGCACUGCUGCUUCCAUCCCAGAUUAUCGGGGUCCCAAUGGGGUUUGGACUCAGCUGCAGAAGGGCCGAUCUGUGAGUAUAUCAGACUUGAGUCGAGCUGAGCCCACUCUUACACAUAUGUGCAUCUGGAUGCUCCACAAAAUGAAAAUAGUCCAGCAUGUGGUUUCACAGAACUGUGACGGUCUUCACCUGCGCAGCGGACUGCCCAGACAAGCUCUCUCUGAACUUCAUGGAAACAUGUUCAUCGAGGUGUGUGUUUCCUGCACUCCAGCAUGCGAGUUCAUCAGAUUGUUUGACGUGACGGAGCAUACAGCUCUGCAUAGACACGGUACCGGUCGUCUGUGUCCACACUGCAAAAUGGAGCUCAGAGACACCAUUGUGCAUUUUGGUGAACGUGGCACCCUGGAACAACCACUCAACUGGACGGGAGCAGCUGAAGCCGCACAGCAGGCUGAUGUGAUCCUCUCUUUGGGAUCCAGUUUAAAGGUGUUGAAGAAAUAUUCCUGCUUAUGGUGUAUGAACAGACCAGCAAAUAAAAGACCAAAAUUGUACAUUGUGAAUCUGCAGUGGACUCCGAAAGAUAACUUGGCUACUCUGAAGAUUCAUGGGAAGUGUGAUGCUGUAAUGGGUCUACUCAUGGAGGAGCUGGGCUUUGAGAUUCCAGUCUACAACAGACCAAAAGACCCCAUCUUCAGCCUGGCCACACCACUAAGUGCAGAAGAGAAGGAUAGCCAUAGUCGUAAAGAGAUAGCGCCUCCUGUUCUGGAGGAUGAUUCAAAAGCCCCACAGGUCCAAGAAGGCAGUACAGUGGUUCAAGGUGGCUGGUUUGGAAGAGGAUACUCUAAAGCAAUAAAGAAAAAGAAAGCAAUGUAAUAAAUCUGAAAAGCAGGGCAUGUUCCUAAAGCACAGUAUGCCACACAGUCGCUCUUACAGACAUUGUAUGUUCACUUAGGACAAAGCAUUCUUAACAGUUCUGGUUAAAUGUUUUUGUAUCUAAAUAUGAUGUUACAACCACAUAGGUCAAGUUUAGCUGCUAUUCUAAAAAGAUAUAGCUCGUAGCAGAGCAAGACCUCUUUAGUGGACUGAGGAAGAGGUUUAUCUGGGUGCACUUUGUCAGAUUUACAAUAAUGGUUUAAUUUUGCUAGGUGCAAUUUAACUCAACUCUCAGGUUUUUAAAUUAAGCAAUAUGUGAUUCUCAUGUUAGCGGUUAAACACCACAUUGAUGAGAUCAACAGACUAAAGUUUUUGUUUGUUUUUUUAGCAGAAUGUCCAGAAUGCUUUUUCCAUAAUGACGAUUGGGGAUGUCGAGCUCCAGAAAUAUUAUUGUUGCACCAUAAAAGUAGUCCAUAAGAAUCAAGCACUAAAUUCAAAGUCUUUUGGAGGCAUAUUAUAGCUCCCUGUGAGGAACAAACCCAAAUUUGACCCAUUGUUUACUGAUAAUCUUCCCCUCCACCACAGCUUUAAUUUCAGGUGUGUUGGUUUGACAUCAUUAAUGGCAAAAAAAACAUUGGUUUGCACAUAUCUUGUAAAAUGAUGAAUAUACACAUCACGCAAAGCUUCAGAAGAUAUUUUUGUGGACUACUUUUGUGGCACUUGAAUGGUGUUCCUUUGUUUUUUUUUUUAGCUUGACAGACCCUGGUCACUGGAUGGAAAGCAGCAGCAUAAACAUUUUGCUUAAUAACUUUUGUGUUCCACAGAGGAAAUGUUUGGAGUGACAUGAGGGUGAAUAAAUAAUGACAGAAUUGUCAUAUUUGAGUGAACUGUUCCUUUUAAGUACAAAUGUAUGCUUUUUUCAGUCAUUUAAAUGUUAUCCACUAUUAGAAUUAUUGCUCCUCGCCAAAUGAGAAGUAUAUAUAUUUCAAUAAAAUCAAAUGUUUAUAUUGACCUUUAACAAAUGACUUUUAUCUCUGCAUACAAGACACAAAACCUCACAAGUGGAAAUCAUUGCUAUAACUAAAUUAUAGUUACAGUUAUAAAUAAUUAUAAAAAAAAGUAACUUGAACCAAUUCAAAUGUAAGUUUGCACAGAUGUGCUAGCAGUUUAAAGUAAAUGUGGUAUAUGUUGUGUAUGUUUGGACAGCUGUGAGUGCCAUUUUGCACUGAAUUUCUGAACAUUUAGUUGUGUCCCAGUUUACAAGGGCAUUGUAUUUAAGACUUUUGGAUUUCUACAUACUACUGUAUAGACAACUUGUGUUUUGAGGGUUUACAUGAUGUAUUUUUGGGUAUUUAAAAUAAAAGAUGGAAAAAUGGACCAUCCUGAAAGUCUUGCUGCAUUUACAUCUGUCACAUU